Molecule: messenger RNA, 1584 nt
Organism: Phyllostomus hastatus (greater spear-nosed bat)
Lineage: Eukaryota; Metazoa; Chordata; Mammalia; Chiroptera; Phyllostomidae
Gene: FAM124B
Product: family with sequence similarity 124 member B
Exons: 2
Coding region: 39-1394 (451 amino acids)
Cellular component (GO): nucleoplasm
Source: RefSeq, a predicted model, not a curated record
GUUCCGGGAGCAGGGACAGCCUCCUCAAGCAGUCCAGGAUGGAGGAAACCCAAGAGCCCCUGGCCAUGACAGUCCACCUCCUUGCCAACUCCGGGCAUGGCUCACUUCUGCAGCAAACUCUGGACCAGCUCCUGGACUGCAUUUGCCCAGAGGUCCGUCUCUUUAUGGUGUCAGAGAGGGUCCGUCCGGUGAAAAACUAUGACAAGGGCCACCCCAAGAGGUCCCGGUUCCCGGGGAUGUCUGUGUUGCUCUUCCUGCAUGAAAGCCGCGGCGAGGAGCGGCUGUUCCGCGCCCUUGACUCCCUGCAGCGGUGGCCGUGGCACUGCUGCCCCGCCCCAAACAUUCAGGGAAGCCUGGGUCCCUGCCUCCUUGCCCGCCAGGAGUUCUACAGUCUGGACAAUCAGAUGCCUGUCUGGGGCGUGAGGCAGGUGCACUGCGGCACCGAGAUCCUCAGGGUGACGCUCUACUGCACAUUUGACAACUACGAAGACGCCAUCGGCCUCUACGAGAUGAUCCUGCAGAGGGAAGCCACCUUGCAGAAGAGCAACUUCUGUUUCUUCGUGCUCUACGCCUCCGAGCGCUGCGCCCUUCAGCUGUCCCUGAAGCAGCUGCCCCUCGGGAUGUCAGUGGACCCAAAGGAGUCUUCCGUGCUGCAGUUCAAGGUUCAGGAGAUCGGCCAGCUAGUGCCUCUCCUGCCCCAUCCGUGCGUCCCCAUCAGCCGCACCAGGUGGCAAACGCAGGACUACGAUGGCAACAAGAUUCUGCUUCAGAUCCAGUCGAAUCCAGGACUCGGUGUGAGGAACGGCACCUCCGGAGCCGACACGCGCCUCCAGGCCUGCAGCAGGGUGCCUGUCUCCACAAGGAGGGCCCUAGAGCUGAGGCGGCAAAGGAGCGGGGGCAGGAGGUCCAAGGUGGUUUCUCUGGAAUUCCCUGAGCCCAGGGGGAGCCCGGCGUCGCAGGGCCCUAGUGACAUGUUGUGGAAGAGCCCUGGCGGCUCAUCCCAGGUCAGCGGCCAAGCCACAGAUGCCCAGCUGCCUCUGCAUUCUGCCCACCUUGAACCCAGGGCCAGAAUGAAGGCCUUCAGUCUGAAAAACAGCUUUGAGAAGCUGGAGGCAGAGACCAACGUUGACACAGGGUGUACUGUGGUCAACUCUGAACGCAGGCAACCUCUUCUGAGCAGAUUCCCAAGGGAUCCGCACAGCAGCCAGCCGCCACUAACCUCCUCCUUAGGGGCAGCUACCUCCAGACACAACAGACUCUUGAAGGAGAGCGUCCGUCCUUUGUCACUUGCUGGCCAAAGGGAACUUGGUGCAAGGCAGAUCAUUUCAAAAUGUCCCCUUCAUCUGCCAGUUCAGGGUGAAGAAAAAGAAGGAGAAGAAGAGUUCUUUAUAUAGGGUGAAACCAAUGUGGUUUUCUAAGACACAAGAUCACGUACAAUGUUCUAGACAUGCGGUACUGUUUCUUGUUUAUCUGAGGGGCCCAAAUGCUAGCCAGGAAGAGGUCUGUGUGGCCUUUAUUUCAAAUGUUCAGAGUCUAACGGUGCUGCGAGCGGUUGUGUAUUUGCCAUCACAGCCACGGUCCUAA